AUGGCGUCCUUCAACCGCCUUAGCUACUACUCGGCCAUGAGCGAGGACGACGCCGGGCUGGAGGAGGGCCGCGAGGAUGAGGGCGUCGACGAGGGCGCGUUCGACGAGCGCACCCCGCUGGACAGGACGAUCGAUCGCAUUGGGAUGGGAUGGUACCAGUGGACGCUGUUGUCGCUCUGUGGGUUCGGAUGGAUGGCGGAUAACAUGUGGAUCCAAGCGGUGGCAAUAGCCUUACCGCGCAUCCAGCGGCAUUUUGAAGUACGAGACAGUGUCAUCGGCACGUUAUCCUCGUCAAUGUUCGCGGGGAUGAUGUUCGGCGCAGUUGGGUGGGGAACGUGCUCUGACCUUAUGGGCCGCACUACGGCCUUCAACGCUACGUUGUUCCUCACUGCCUUCUUCGGAGUCUUUGCGUCCUUCGCGCCGACGUUCAUCUGGCUAUGUCUUGCCUUAUUCUUCCUAGGGAGUGCUGUCGGAGGUUCCAUGCCUACGGACGGAACUCUACUCCUAGAACACAUGCCGAACGGGAAAAAGUAUCUCGUCACCGCGCUCUCCGUCUUCUUUUCCUUUGGCUCCGUGCUUGCCGCGUUUGUCGGCCUCAUAGUCAUACCUAGCCACUCGUGUCUACCUGCACCCGCAGCCUGCGACGUGGACGCCCAAAAUCAAGGAUGGAAGUAUCUAUUCGCUACCCUUGGCGCCAUCACGAUGGCAAUGUUCGUCGCGCGGAUCGUGUUCUUCCGCUUACACGAGUCGCCGCGCUACCUCGUCCACGCAGGCCGCCCACAAGAGGCGCUCGAGUCCCUCCAGAUGAUCUCGCGGUUCAACGGGGACGAGCUGAAUCUCGACCUCGAGGACGUGCGCGACAGCGUCUACGCCCCCGUCAUCUCCGACGAACCCGCUAGCAUUAACCCUCAUGACACUUCCACUAAAUAUCCUCAACAAGAACCCCCAGCAGAUGCCCCGCAUGACCCAUCUACGCUAUCCAAAAGCUACGACGCGACGGGCGAGUCGAACGUCGCGCUCGAGGGGCACUACUACCACACCCCGCAAGUCUCACAAAUCUCCCAGACCUCGACGCCCGCGGGGUCCCUCCGCGGCCGCCCCGAGGCCCUACCACAGCCCCGCCCCGAAGCGGAGGCGGAGGACAAGCCCCCGCUCUCGCGCGAGCCGUCCGUCGCCGCGCCGCGCCCUGUCUCGGGGCUCUUCGCUGACGACGUGCUGGGGGCGGAGCACGCACGCCCGAGGCCGAGACCGAGGCUGAGUGGGCGGGGGAGCAGGCGGUUCUCUGCGACGUCGUCGGUGUACGAGCCGCGGCCGAAGAUAUACUGGAAGUUCCCGCGGUGGCUGCGGAAGCCGCUCUGGGCGUGGUUUGAUAGGAUCGCGAUGGUGCUCGCGCCGGAGUGGGCGCACACCACGCUGCUUGUGUGGGCGGCGUGGUUCGCGAUGUCGUUGGCGUACACGAUGUUCAAUGUGUAUUUGCCGAAGCUGCUGGAGGGACGUGGGGCCCCGCCAGAGGCGGAUAUGGGUGCUGCCUCGCCGAAAAGUUUGAAUGCGAGCUUGUGGGACGUGGUCAUAUACGCUCUUGGAGGGUGUCCGGGCGCUGUGCUAGGAGCAUAUCUGAUCGAAGGCCCGCUGGGACGUAGAUUGUCCUUGGCGGGGAGUACUUUUGUGACUGCAUUCUUCUGUGUGGUGUUCGCUAUUGUAGAGCAGUCGUGGGCCGUGCGAGCGAGUACGGUUGGGAUCAGUCUGAGUGCGACGGCCAUGUGGGCUGUCUUGUACGGCUGGACCCCGGAAAUCUUCGGCACAAAAGUCCGAGGCUCCGCUUGCGGCAUUGCCUCCGCACUUUCGCGAAUAGGCGGCAUGAUUGCACCUAUUGCUGGAGGACUGCUACUCGCGAUCAACCAGUCGGUACCCGUAUACGCGAGCGUCAUCGUCUUCGUCAUCGCUGGGUUCUGUGUCCUCCUGCUCAGGGAACAACCUCGGGAGCAAAGUGGAGGACGAGUGCUCAUGCAUUGA
This is a messenger RNA of Fomitopsis serialis, 2013 nucleotides long. RefSeq names its product MFS general substrate transporter. Gene Ontology annotation, biological process: transmembrane transport. Gene Ontology annotation, cellular component: membrane. Bases 1 to 2013 code for a protein of 670 amino acids. Gene Ontology annotation, molecular function: transmembrane transporter activity. NCBI's taxonomy places the organism in Eukaryota, Fungi, Basidiomycota, Agaricomycetes, Polyporales, Fomitopsidaceae. The transcript is spliced from 14 exons. The record is from RefSeq and is a predicted model, not a curated record.